This is a messenger RNA of Populus trichocarpa (black cottonwood), 2025 nucleotides long. RefSeq names its product sugar transporter ERD6-like 5. Gene Ontology annotation, molecular function: sugar transmembrane transporter activity. Bases 183 to 1616 code for a protein of 477 amino acids. Lineage: Eukaryota; Viridiplantae; Streptophyta; Magnoliopsida; Malpighiales; Salicaceae. Gene Ontology annotation, cellular component: membrane. The record is from RefSeq and is a predicted model, not a curated record. The transcript has 18 exons. Gene Ontology annotation, biological process: carbohydrate transport; transmembrane transport.
CUUGCCAGCAGUCUACCUGUCAUCCUGUCUUGGUGUUCAUCAUCAAGUCCUCCUAUACAGAAACUCUCUUUCCAUGCUUGACCUUGAACAGUUGAACUCAUCUUUGCUUCAUGGUCCCUUAAUUGUUUUGGCUCUAUUAUAUCUUGGUCUUUCAAGAAAUUCAAGAUAAGAGUAGGAUAAGCAUGGAAGGAGAAAUAUCAAGCCCUUUACUUCUCAAAGAAAGGACUCAAAUACAUGGUGGUGGCAGUGGAGGGGAAGAGCAGAGAGGAGGUUCUUCAGCAACAACUAUGGUGGUGUUAAGUACCCUCGUAGCUGUGUCAGGUUCAUAUGUUUUCGGAUCAGCUAUAGGAUAUUCAUCACCUACUCAAUCUGGAAUCAUGGAAGACCUGGGUCUCUCUGUAGCAGAGUACUCACUUUUUGGUUCAAUAUUGACCAUUGGGGCAAUGAUAGGAGCAGUAAUGAGUGGGAGAAUAGCAGAUUAUAUCGGUCGAAGAGGUACAAUGGGCUUUUCAGAAAUAAUCUGCAUUAUAGGGUGGAUGCUAAUAACAUUCUCCAAGGCUUCUUGGUGGCUUGAUGUUGGAAGACUGCUUGUGGGAUAUGGGAUGGGCCUUCUUUCUUAUGUGAUUCCCAUAUACAUAGCUGAAAUUACUCCUAAGAAUCUUCGAGGAGGUUUUACGACAGUUCAUCAGUUGAUGAUAUGCUGUGGGGUGUCAAUUACAUAUCUCAUUGGAGCUUUCAUGUCCUGGCGAAGCUUAGCUCUAAUUGGAACUAUUCCAUGUAUUGUUCAGAUUGUUGGUCUAUUCUUCAUUCCAGAAUCUCCUAGAUGGUUGGCAAAGAUUGGGCAAGGUAAAGAAUGUGAAGUGGCUCUACAGUGCCUUAGAGGGCACAAUGCUGAUAUUUCUGAUGAAGCAGCUGAGAUUAGAGAUUACACAGAAACCAUUCUGCAGCUUUCGGAAGCUAGUAUAUUUGAAUUAUUCCAGUGGAAAUAUGCUCAUUCACUCAUCGUUGGAGUUGGCCUGAUGGUACUGCAACAAUUUGGAGGGGUCAAUGGCAUUGCAUUUUAUGCAAGUUCCAUAUUUAUAUCAGCAGGGUUCUCUGGCAGUAUCGGGAUGAUUGCAAUGGUUGUUGUUCAGAUUCCAAUGACAGCACUUGGAGUAGUUUUGAUGGAUAUAUCUGGACGACGUCCUCUUUUGAUGGUCUCUGCAGCAGGAACAUGCUUGGGUUGCUUUCUUGCAGCAUUAUCGUUUUUAUUGCAGUACCUUAAUAAAUCGGUGGCUGUCUCUCCAUUUCUUGCACUUUUUGGUGUGCUGAUUUAUACAGGAUCAUUCUCACUAGGUAUGGGAGGGAUUCCAUGGGUUAUUAUGUCUGAGGUCUUUCCUAUAAACACGAAGGGUUCAGCUGGAAGCCUAGUGACACUAGUUAGCUGGUUAGGUUCUUGGAUUAUAUCCUAUGCUUUCAACUUCUUGAUGGAUUGGAGUUCAGCAGGAACGUUCUUCAUAUUCUCAUGCAUAUGUGGCCUGACCGUCCUGUUUGUGGCAAAGCUGGUACCAGAGACCAAGGGGCGAACACUAGAAGAAAUACAAGCAUCAAUGAAUCCAUUAUCAGCGAAGAGAUAAAUCCUAUCAUUUCAGCAUAAGACACAUUACAAAAUAACAUGGAAGUGGCUUGGUUCUGCAUGUAAGACUAAACAUGCUAUCAAGAAUUUUGAUUCAAGUUCUUUUCUUUCUAAGAGGUGGAAUGGAAUAACCCGGUUGAAGUAUAGUGAUCAUACAUCUGUAAUGCUUGUAUGUCCGAUAUAGGUCUCAUUCUUCUACCAUUUCCAGGAGUCGAUGGCUAUUCAUAGCUAUCACUUUGAUACCAAAGAAGUAUUCGGCCUGAUGCUUUAUUUUUGUCCUAGUUGAUCCUAAUUCGACAUUAAAAGUCCUUUGUAAGAGUGACUGAUUAUCGUAAGAUCGAAUAAGGGGUACUGAAGUUGUGAUAGAAAAUAAGCUCAAUCUCUAAAAUCACACUAUCUAUUUUGAAUCA